Messenger RNA from Phyllostomus hastatus (greater spear-nosed bat), 1635 nucleotides. RefSeq names its product ankyrin repeat and death domain containing 1A (gene ANKDD1A). The record is from RefSeq and is a predicted model, not a curated record. NCBI's taxonomy places the organism in Eukaryota, Metazoa, Chordata, Mammalia, Chiroptera, Phyllostomidae. The transcript has 14 exons. Gene Ontology annotation, biological process: signal transduction. Bases 1 to 1635 code for a protein of 544 amino acids. Gene Ontology annotation, molecular function: protein binding.
AUGGGGGAGCACCUGCCGUGGGAGACUGACGGCUUGCAUCCUCUGGAGAGGCAGCUCCACGAGGCCGCCCGCCGGAACAACAUCGGGAGAAUGAAGGAGCUGAUUGGGAGAAGAGUCAACGUCAGGGCCAGAAACCAGGUGGGCAGGGUGGCCCUGCACUGGGCCGCAGGCGCGGGGCACGAACAAGCUGUACGGCUGCUUCUGGAGCAUGAGGCCGCUGUGGACGACGUGGACGCGGUACGGGGCCCUUUUGGGGAGGCGUGUCUGUGUUUUGGGAUGAACGCGAUUCUCCUGUCUGCCUGGUUCGGCCACUUACAGAUUCUUCAGAUCCUGGUUAACUCGGGAGCCAAGAUCCACUGUGAGAACAAGGACGGUCUAACCUUACUGCACUGCGCAGCCCAGAAAGGCCACGUGCAGGUGCUGGCAUUCAUAAUGGAAGACCUGGAGGACGUGGCCCUGGACCGUGCUGACAAGCUGGGAAGGACAGCGUUUCACCGGGCUGCCGAGCACGGGCAGUUGGAUGCUCUGGACUUCCUUGUGGGCUCUGGCUGUGAUCACAGUGUCAAAGACAAGGAGGGGAACACGGCCCUUCACCUGGCCGCUGGCAGGGGCCACCUGUCUGUGCUGCAGCGACUCGUGGACAUCGGGCUGGACUUGGAGGAGAGGAAUGUGGAAGGUCUGACCGCCCUGCACGCGGCUGUUGAAGGAGUCCACCCCGACUGUGUGCAGCUGCUCCUGGGGGCCGGCAGCAGUGUGAACACCCUCACUCAGAAAGAGCAGAGCUGCCUCCACUACGCAGCCCUCAGUGGCUCUGAGGACGUGGCCCGGGCGCUCAUCCACUCAGGGGCCUGCACCAACGUGUCCGAUCGUCAGGGAGCCUCGCCGAUGCACCUUGCCGUGAGGCACAACUUCCCUGCACUGGUUCAGCUCCUCGUCGAUGCCGGCAGUGACCUGGACGCCACGGACAAUAGGCAGCAGGCGCCCCUCCAUCUCGCCGCGGAGCACGCCUGGCAGGACAUAGCGGAGAUGCUCCUGGUUGCAGGGGUCAACUUGAAUCUGAGAGAUAAGCAAGGGAAGACUGCUCUGGCAGUGGCCGCCCGCAGCAACCACGUCGUCCUGGUGGACAUGAUCAUAAAAGCCGACCGCCUCUACAAGUGGGAGAAGGACCACCUCUCACUCAGGGACCCUGGUGAUCCCUCUGGGAAGAGUCUGACCUUUAAGCAGGAUCAUCGGCAGGAAACUCAGCAGCUUCGCUCUGUGCUGUGGCGACUGGCCUCCAGGUACCUGCGGCCACAGGAGUGGAAGAAGCUCGCGUAUUGCUGGGAGUUCACUGAGGCCCACGUCCAUGCCAUCGAGCAACAGUGGACAGGCACCAAGAGCUACCAGGAGCAUGGCCAUCGGAUGUUGCUCAUCUGGCUGCACGGUGUGGCCACAGCGGGUGAGAACCCCAGCAAAGCGCUCUUUGAGGGCCUCGUGGCCAUUGGCAGGAGGGACCUGGCUGGUAAGAGCACCCUCUGCCCAGCUCCUGCUCAGGGCAGAGCUGGGCCCCAGGGUCCCGGCUGCAUGGCCCCCACUGGAAUGCAGCAGGUUCUUCCAAGGGUUGUGCAAAUCACAGUGCCGGGGCGCCGGCUCUGA